CCUUUGUAUAACUAUUAUCCAAUUAUCAAGCUAUUCGGUACUAGUUCCUGUAUAUCAUGUUGGUAAACGACGCUCUAUCAUCGUACCUGGUGCCCCGUUGGGUGCUACUUGUCGUUCGAAUCCUGUUUGCGGCAUUCUCGCUGAUGAUUAUGAUUUGGAAGUUGUGCAUUGACAAACUGGAAUACUUUCGUUAUCUCACUACUAUUUCAUGGACGGGUAUUACCAUUUACUUUAUAAUGAUGUCCAUUGUGUCCAUUGUGUACCGAGACGCCGAUCUCAAAACCAAAUUUCCACGGGGGCUUGCACUCACGAUCCAGUUUCUAUUUUCGACAACACAAACUCUUGCAAUGAUUGUUUUGACCAUUUUCUGGGCGCUUCUUCAAUAUAUAUUGGAGAGCACAUCAGACAGAACGCUACUUUUCCUUAUAAUGACGCCUCAUAUAGCCAAUCUCGUUAUGAUGCAGGUUGAACUCUGGCUAACCAAGAUUAAGCUGCCCCUACUGAGUAUUGGAUUUACCUUGCUAUCAAUUUUCCUGUACACCCUAUGGGUAUGGUUAGCAAAGUAUGGGUUUGACAUUGACUUCCCGUAUCGAUUUUUCGCCAAUCUGAUGGAUAUCAGGAAAACACCAGGAAUGUCAAUUGCAUGGGUGAUAGCAUUUUUGGCUAUAUUUACCAUAAUGUCACUGAUAAUAUGGGCCGAGUCUUUGAUAAGAGAUCGACUAAUGCGCAUGCUAGUAGGCGAAAACGAAUAUAAUUCAUCUUCAGAAUCUAAUGUCGUAGAAAAGAACAUGGUAUGA
Batrachochytrium dendrobatidis JAM81 is the source of this 797-nucleotide messenger RNA. RefSeq lists its product as uncharacterized. Bases 57 to 797 code for a protein of 246 amino acids. The record is from RefSeq and is a predicted model, not a curated record. The transcript has 2 exons. NCBI's taxonomy places the organism in Eukaryota, Fungi, Chytridiomycota, Chytridiomycetes, Rhizophydiales. Gene Ontology annotation, cellular component: membrane.